UAUUCAUUUUAUAUAGAAGCAGUUUGAAAAUGUCGUAUAUUUUUUGGUUCUUAAAUUUUACUGGAUUUUUUGCAUUACGUACAGUUGAUGGAUUCAGUAGAGAAUGCGAUUUCAAUCAAACGAUAUUUACACCAGAGGGAACAACAGCAACUUUUCUGUACAACGUCACUGACUUCCUAUCAUUUGAAAUACGUAUGGAAAAGGUGUCGGGAUCAGCUAAAGGAAAUCUUUUCAAGGUUCGUGUAUCCAACGCAUCUACAAUAGAUACUUCCUAUGGUACUAUUGUUUGGAAAAACAGAUUAAACAUAAGUUUUGUUUCUUAUUAUGAUGUUCCAUUCAGUCUGAAAAUUGAUUUAAAUAACAUCAGUAUGGAGGAUAAUGGGACAUACGGAAUACUUCAUCUUGCUUUCUUUCCUGGUGGUAUCGCCUGUUUUGUCCUUUAUGUCAUGCGAACAAGAAUUAAGCCAAGUCAUAGUCAAGAAGAAAAUGACGCAGUCUAUGUGUUUGCACAUCCGCAAGCUUCACUGAUAAAGCGGCCGUUAACGAACGCAACUAUGAUAUGGUUAUUAGAUGGUAAAUCUAAAAAGGAAACAGCCAGUUUUAUACAAAAAAAUGGACUUAUUUGGAUACCUCGUGUUGGAAGAGGAAGGAAUGUUACCUACCGUGCAAUACAAGAUGAUGGAAGAAUCACUGAUGUGAAUACCACAAUAAAAGUUAGAUAUGGACCAAGCCAUCCGCUAAAAAUGGUGCCGAGUAAAACACACUACAAUAUGAUGAGUGGAGACACCAUGCCUGCUAUCAUAUGUACCUCUGAGUGUAAUCCACCAUGUAACAUUUCCUGGGGAGAACAUAGCAAAUACAACAUUCUGAAUAUAGGAGUCGUUACCACAGAAGAUACAGGGGAAUAUACAUGCACAGCAAAACGUUCUGAUGGCCGCAUUGUUGAGCAAACAGUCAGUGUUUACGUUUCUGAUAACUCAAAUUUCAUCAUAGCGAUUGCAUGUUUGGCUAGUGUGCAAGCAGUUAUGAUUCUUGUGAUUGGAUUGUGUACGUUUGUCAUUUACAAGAGAAAAGAUUCGUCAUGUUGUCAUGUCCAGUGCAAUUUCAAGAACAAAACUGAUAGCAGAGACGUCGCAUUGCAGUUAUCUUCCGUGCAAGGAUCUGAGAAUGCGGCCUAUGAAGAGCUGAAACAUGAAACAAGAAACAAUGUUGACAAUAUGUACAGUGAGACUAAUCUCUCUACAACAGAGGAUAGAGCUGUCGGUAUGACAUACGAGAACACGAAUUUUUCAGGAUAAACAAACACAAAAGAUAGAAUGUUUUAUUUUCGUCCAUCAAUCGUUUACACAGCGUUAUAUAUGUAUUCAAUUGUAGUAUUAAAAAGUAUAUAAUUGUAGUUUCAAAAUAACAUGUUGUAAUAAUAAAGUUCUAAUAAUGUAAAAAAAUAAAGGAUCGCAGAACAAACAGACAAUGUUUCAGGCUGUUAUUACAAAUAGACAUUUAAAUAGCAUAUAUUAAUUUAUUUCUCCAAGAUUGAUGAGAUAUAAUACCACACUUCUUUAAUAAAAGAGACAUUUUCUAUACAUGUAUAAAAAUGCAUGACAAAAGUUGAAUAUAAUACGUAGAUUAAAUGCGCUACAAGCAAUAUGUGAUUCAUAUUCUGAAUAUUGUCUAAUAUUGUUCCUUGGAGAUAUGAAUGCUGAAAGCAUGUCACUAAACUCGCAUCUAAUCAUAGCCUUAACAUUUCUUGGAAAAAAUGACUUGACGGUAACUUGCAAUUUCCAUUACCGUCCAUGAACAGGCUCAAUCAAACCUAGCCUACAACUUUUUACAAUUUUGCCGUGUUGGGUUUUCUUUAGGGAUUCUGUUUUUCUCUAUUUUUUGAUAUCUCUUGUACAUUUACCUUAUUGCAGUAGUAUUGCAGAGAAAAAACAGCGAUGGUUUGUCCCAGAUAUUGUAACCUAUUCUUCGGAAAUAUAAUAUCUCAAUGUAUUUAAUAAAGUUUAUAGAAACUGGUGUUUUUCCAUCAAAAGAGACAUGGAAAAUAUUAUGCAGAACAAAACUAAAUAUUUUUAAAACAGUAAAAGAAUGAUCCUUAGAAUGAUCAAGGAUGGUGACUUUUUGGGCUUUCUUUAGGUUUUCUGUUUUUUUCUGUAUUUUAUAGAUUUCGAUUUUUACAAACCAACAUAGGGAGAUCAUUUCUAUGGGAAUUUCAAAUAAAUCAACAAGCUUAGAAACAAAUAAACGCUGCUCAUAUUAGCCAAUUAUGGAUUAGCAAAUAUAAUAAUACAAACAUUACUUCAAUGUAUCUUGAUUGUGGAACACUGUGCUAUGGUGUCAUAAAACAUAUUGAAGAAGACAUUUUUCGUGAAGAAUUGUUUAAAAACUGGUUUAAUUUAUUUGGCAAAGAGGUUGUUUCAGAAAUGUUAUUUAGUGAUAGCGACACUAAGUUAAAGAAACGUUUAGGCAGACGUCCAUCAUUACAAAACAAGAAUGAUCAUAAACAUAUUUUUUAAGAAUAGCAAUCGUAUUACAAAUGCACGAA
Messenger RNA from Ruditapes philippinarum (Manila clam), 2545 nucleotides. RefSeq lists its product as uncharacterized. Lineage: Eukaryota; Metazoa; Mollusca; Bivalvia; Venerida; Veneridae. The transcript has 8 exons. The coding region runs from base 30 to 1298 and encodes 422 amino acids. The record is from RefSeq and is a predicted model, not a curated record.